This is a messenger RNA of Fomitopsis serialis, 591 nucleotides long. RefSeq names its product Longin-like domain-containing protein. NCBI's taxonomy places the organism in Eukaryota, Fungi, Basidiomycota, Agaricomycetes, Polyporales, Fomitopsidaceae. Gene Ontology annotation, cellular component: Golgi apparatus. Gene Ontology annotation, molecular function: SNAP receptor activity. The record is from RefSeq and is a predicted model, not a curated record. Bases 1 to 591 code for a protein of 196 amino acids. Gene Ontology annotation, biological process: endoplasmic reticulum to Golgi vesicle-mediated transport. The transcript is spliced from 6 exons.
AUGAAGGUCUACGCGCUCUCUGUGGUCCUCGUGCCUCCAGGCAAGUCAAGCACGACGCUCAGCACGGCAACGGACCUCUCGUCAUUCUCGUUUUACCAGCGCCCGAGCGUCGGCGAGUUCAUGCAGUUCUUCACGAAGACGAUCGCGGAGCGCACGCCGCAGGGCCAGCGGCAGAGCGUGCAGGAGAACCAGUACACCGCGCAUGUCUGGAACCGGGGCGGGGCUGAGCAGCUGGCGGGUGUGAUCGUCACCGACCAGGAGUACCUGUCCGACCUGCGUUCUCCCUCCUCACAAGCUCCUCGACGACUUCAUGGCAAGGUCCCCGUCUCCUCAUACGGCACGCCCACCGCGAUCUCUUUCCCCGAGAUCACACUGCAGCAGGAGCUCGAUGAGACGAAGAUCAUCCUGGGCGCACCAGCGCCCGCGCCCCGCACCCCGUCUCUUAACUCCGUCCUUUGGUGCACCGAGGAGGGUAAUCCCAAAAGACGCAAGACGCUGACGGGGCUUUCGGACCAAGCACAAGACAUCGAAAGCAGCAAGGCGUUCUACAAGACCGCAAAGAAGCAAAACUCGUGCUGCGUCGUCAUGUGA